Staurois parvus is the source of this 393-nucleotide messenger RNA. Lineage: Eukaryota; Metazoa; Chordata; Amphibia; Anura; Ranidae. The record is from the annotation of a GenBank genome assembly.
CAGGUCUCGGGCCCUCAGGCGGAGCGGCGGGCGCCGGACCCCCAGGCGGAGCAGCGGGCGCCGGACCCCCAGAUGGAGCGACAGGUCUCGGGCCCUCAGGCGGAGCGGCGGGCGAAGCGGCGGGCACCGAGUCACCAGGCACGACAGUGGGCACCGAGUCAUCUGGCAAGACUGCGGGCACCGAGUCAACUGGCGGAACUGUGGGCACCGAGUCGUCUGGCAAGACUGCGGGCACGAGUCAACUGGCGGAACAGCGGGCACCGAGUCGUCUGGCAAGACUGCGGGGCACCGAGUCGUCUGGCAAGACUGCGGGCACCGAGUCGUCUGGCAAGACUGCGGGCACCGAGUCGUCUGGCAAGACUGCAGGCACCGAGUCAACUGGCGGAACAGCGG